CAGGACGCCCUACGGACAAGGGCUGCUCGUAUAAAUAUCCCUCUAUGCUUACCGCCUCCUCAUCGCAUUUUGAGUUCCUCACUCAUACUCGAUCCACGUCCUUCCAAUUCAAACCCUAAUUUUCUAAUUCAGAUCACUAAUUCAAUACUCAUGGAUUUCCAAACCCUUAACAGAAGAGAACUUCAAGCUCUCUGCAAGCUCAACAAAAUCCCUGCUAAUGUCACCAACAUUGCUAUGGUCGAUGCUCUCAAAUCUCUUGAGACUGUGGAAGGGAUCGAAGAGUUUUUGAAUCCUUCAAGGUCUGAAACUAUUGGAUCGUCAAAUGAAUCGCCUGAAAGAAUUCAGGCUACAUCAGUCAGGGUUCCUCGCACGACCUGUAGGACUUCCACUAGGCAAAAGGCUAAUAAUUCUGAAACCGAGUCUCUGCAUGCGACUGCGAGCAGGGCAACUUCUCGUGGAGUGAGGAGGCAAUUAGAUGGAGAGGUCAACGAAUUCCUGAAAACUCCAAUGGUUUCCAGCAUCAGAAAGAAGGGGACUACAACAUCAACUCAUCAAGAAGCUUUGAAGAAGGAGACUACUACUACUACUACUACUACUAACACUACUGUACAGAGAGCUUACAGCACAAGAAGAUCAACAAGGUUGACUGCAAAGAAAUCUGAAGGGCUAGAAGUGAUAGACAGGGAAAGAAGUGAACCCAUAAAACUUGAUUCGUUUUUGGAUGAAGUGAAGGAUUUGGGUAAUCAAAGUGAUGAAAAUUCAAAGAAUGAGAAGGAGGUUGUGCAUGUAGACACUACUACACUUGAAAGUGGAGAGAAGAAAGUAGAUUGUUGUGGUGAGGUAGACGAUUUAAAGGUGAAAUCAGAUGAAAUCAUUGAGCAACAUGAGAAUGUGGAUUUAGAAGAUCUAAAACCAGAUUCAGAACCAUGUGAAGAUGAUGAUUCAGAAGAGAAAUGGGUGAUCAUAGAUGAGAAAAUUGAUCUCAAUGAAGCACCGAAUGUUUCAGUUAAGGAACAGGAUGCUACUUUUAUGGUUGCAGAGGAACAAACAGUCAAAGCUGAUGAUAUUGACGAUAAUGCCCUUUCAUUUAACACCGAAAACCCAAGUGAUCCUUCAAUAUUGAAACCUGAAAGCAUGCCCUGUGUUGUUUCAGAGAUGAAGAAUGAAGAAUCAGAGUACAAUGGGAAUUUGAACUCUGAAAUUCCAAAAGAGCCCUUGAAGUUAGAUAAUCAUAAUGUCGAUGAGGUAAUGACUGCAGAGGGUAUAGAUGAGAAUAUCUCCGAAAAUAAGGUUGAUUUUGGAGAAACACAAGAAUCUUUAAUGGAGGAAGUUGAUGUUGAUGAAGUAACACAUGAGUCUUUCAUGAAAGAAGGCAAUAAAUCUUCAGACAACAAGGAGAAUGAAGAAAACAUAAAUGAAAAAGAAGGUGAUGGAGAUGAGAAUGUUAAGAAGAAUUUAAAUGAUACAAGUUUGAGGCAGCUGAAGAAGCAACUAAAAGCUUUAACGAUAAAAAGCAAGGAUGCAAGUUGUGUGACAACUACAGAAAUGGAGAAUUGAAGAAGAAUGUAUGCAAAAUUUUGACCCCAUCAUCAUCAUCAUCAUCAUCA
This is a messenger RNA of Lactuca saligna, 1607 nucleotides long. NCBI's taxonomy places the organism in Eukaryota, Viridiplantae, Streptophyta, Magnoliopsida, Asterales, Asteraceae. The record is from the annotation of a GenBank genome assembly.